Molecule: messenger RNA, 2442 nt
Organism: Clarias gariepinus (North African catfish)
Lineage: Eukaryota; Metazoa; Chordata; Actinopteri; Siluriformes; Clariidae
Gene: arih2
Product: ariadne homolog 2 (Drosophila)
Exons: 15
Coding region: 385-1884 (499 amino acids)
Biological process (GO): ubiquitin-dependent protein catabolic process; protein polyubiquitination; positive regulation of proteasomal ubiquitin-dependent protein catabolic process
Cellular component (GO): cytoplasm; ubiquitin ligase complex
Molecular function (GO): zinc ion binding; ubiquitin conjugating enzyme binding; ubiquitin protein ligase activity
Source: RefSeq, a predicted model, not a curated record
CCGUUGGCUCCGCUGGACCCGGAAGUGACGCCACGCACUAAGCCCCCGCUUGUGUGUUCCGCUGUGCAGCGGCUCGGCUAGCUUUUACAGGAGCACUCCUAACGUCUGGAGAUUUUCAGAAAGCAGAAAGUCGGGCGCUUUCCCGUGUCACUCUGUGUUCUUCCUUUCUCUCUGCUCGUCCCGGUUUCUGGUUUCCUCAUGAGUGACGGGGAGUGUGACUUUUUCUGCUUCUUUCGCUGUUGCUGAGUUUGGCACGGCCCCACCACAUCCUCACACCGAUCCCAGAGUUCGCAGUCCAGUCUGGGGCAGGCGGCGGCAGCACCGAGGGCCGCUUGCUGGUGGAAAGCGGUGUUUGAGUCGGUGCACGGAUAAGCCCCGAGGGCUAUGUCUGUGGACAUGAGCAGCCAAGCGUCCGACAGCAACGAGGAAGAUUUUGAGGAGAAUGAGGGCGCGGAGGAGGAAGAUCAGGGCGAUAUGACUUAUUAUUACGAAGGCGUGGCUGGCGACGUGGAGCAAGCGGAACCUGACGCUUUCGACCCGGAAGAAUACCAGUUCACGUGUCUGACCUAUAGAGAAAGCCAGAGACUGCUGACAGAGGAGGUCAACCAUGUGUCCACCUCCCUUAAGGUGUCACCAGCCGUAGCCAAACUGGUCCUUGUACAUUUCCACUGGCAAGUGUCACAGAUAUUAGACAGGUACAAGUCCAACUCGUCUCAGUUGCUUUGUGAGGCCCAGGUUCAGCCCAUAACCACCUGCCGAUCUCUCACUGCCGUGGCUUCAUUGCCUUGCGGUGUAUGUCUGCAGUUUGUACGGAGAGAUGCGCUGCUCUCUCUACCGUGUCAGCACUCCUUCUGCAAAUCCUGCUGGGAGCAGCACUGUACCGUGCUGGUCAAAGAUGGCAUAGGAGUGGGGAUCUCGUGCAUGGCUCAGGACUGUUCUCUUCAGAUGCCAGAGGACUUUGUCCUGCCACUGCUGCCCAGUGAAGAACUAAAGGACAAAUACAGACGCUACCUCUUCAGGGACUAUGUGGAGAGUCACUUCCAGCUGCAGUUGUGUCCUGGCGCAGACUGUCCCAUAGUCAUAAAGGUGCAAGAACCUCGAGCUCGCAGAGUUCAGUGCAGUCGUUGUGAUGAAGUUUUCUGUUUUAAGUGCAGACAGAUGUACCAUGCGCCCACAGAUUGCGCUACAAUCCGCAAGUGGCUCACUAAAUGUGCCGAUGAUUCAGAGACGGCCAACUACAUCAGUGCACACACUAAAGACUGUCCCAAGUGCAAUAUCUGCAUUGAGAAAAACGGAGGCUGCAACCACAUGCAAUGCUCCAAGUGUAAACACGAUUUCUGCUGGAUGUGUUUGGGGGAUUGGAAGACUCAUGGUAGCGAGUAUUACGAGUGCAGUCGCUACAAAGAGAAUCCUGACAUCGUGAACCAGAGCCAACAGGCGCAGGCUAGAGAGGCCCUGAAAAAAUACCUCUUCUACUUCGAGAGGUGGGAGAACCACAAUAAGAGUUUGCAGCUGGAGGCUCAGACGUAUCAACGCAUUCAGGAGAAGAUUCACGAGAGGGUCAUGAAUAACCUGGGUACCUGGAUUGACUGGCAGUACAUGCAAAAUGCUGCCAAGCUACUGGCUAAGUGCCGCUACACACUGCAGUAUACCUACCCUUACGCCUACUACAUGGAGUCUGGACCCCGCAAAAGACUGUUCGAGUACCAGCAGGCGCAGCUGGAAGCGGAGAUCGAGAACCUGUCAUGGAAGGUGGAACGGGCGGACAGUUACGAGAGAGUAGAGGGAGAGCUCAACGCCACUGAUAGAGGGGAUUUGGAGAAUCAGAUGCACAUCGCUGAACAGAAGAGACGAACACUGCUAAAGGACUUUCAUGACACCUGAACAUUCGUCCCACACAUUAGCAGCAUUUUUUUCUCUGUUCUGUCAUCUCUCCAUCUCUCUCCAAAUGUCCUUCGCUCCAAAGAUCCCUGCCCCUCCCUAUCCUUUACUUUUGUUUCUCAUCUGUGUCUUUCUGUUGUUCACACAUUUGGCCAUCUAUCAUUUACUACUGUGCUUUUUCUCUCUCUCUCUCUUUCUCUCUCUCUCCAUCUGUCUCUCACCUCCCAGGUUUCAGAAUAGCAUGAUUGUAACAUGAUUCAUGCCCCAUUUGUUUUUCACCUCCAUAUCAACUCACCACAAACACAGAGUUUAAAACACUCCUGAAAAAUGGACUAACUGCUGCUCUUCCAGCUGAUUCCUCCCAGUAAUCACUGUUUUGUUUUUGUUGUUGUUGUUUUUUUCUUUCAGCCUUUCUUUUUUCUCUUCUCACUCUGAGUUGAUAUUUUUCUGAAAGAUGGCUGUUGAUAGUUAGCUCAUUUAAAAGUAAUGAAACAUGCUGUAAUUUUCAACGGUUGUACAUUAAUACAGAAAUAGUUACUGAGAGAAGGUUUUUAAACCAGA